Messenger RNA from Triticum urartu, 3867 nucleotides. The record is from RefSeq and is a predicted model, not a curated record. NCBI's taxonomy places the organism in Eukaryota, Viridiplantae, Streptophyta, Magnoliopsida, Poales, Poaceae.
CCUCGUCAAGUACAACCAAAAAAAAUAUGGUAGUCGAGGAAACGGAAAAGCAAACGAGCUGACGCUCCCUAGCUAGUUCCUAGCCGCCGCCGGCCCGCCGCCGCUACUGCCGGUCCUCAGCCGCGGCGCACUAAGCGGGCCGAAGCCUCCGCUGCCCUGCCGCCGGUACAGGAUCCCAGUAGCGCUUCCCUCUGCCGAGCAGCCGCUCCCACAAGCAGCGCCUCCCUCCCUGGAGCAGCCGCUCCCGCCCAGCACGCCGCCGACCGGAGCUACGCCGUAGACCAGUCCUUAGGGAGUUGGAACAGGGCACCAACAUUGUCAAUUGGAGAGGCUUGGAGCUGCUUUGGCAUCCUCAGGAGAGCAAACAAGAAGAUACUGAUACACGUAUCGGCGCAUUUUAGCUCAGGAGAGCAAGCAAGAAGGUUCCCAGAAGCUCGCCGGAACUGCUGCCAUGUCUUCGAAGGGCAAGAAGAAGAAGCCGUCGGCAUCCCCGCAGCCGUCACCUCGUACACCUCCCUCUCGCGCCCGUGAAGGCACCGGGGGCUGCAUCCUGGACCUCUCGUCCACCGCUGCAGCGGCGGCGGCGCGGUACCCGGCUCUCGUACCCCGCGGAGGCGCGGGUUGUUUCGCCGGCACCGUCUCCGAUGUGGUCUCCAGGGGCGGGAGCCGCGGUGGCGAGGGGAGGCUCUGGCUUGCCGAGCCCGCCAUGGCUAGCACCGGGCUUCGGCCUGGGUGCCUCGUCUUUGUGUCACUCAUUUCUUCAAGUAGUAACAGUUUAGAUGGCUUCCCACUUGAUAGUUUAUUUGAGGAGUGCAACAGAUUUUUUGAUCUUGAUGUGGACAAUGAUCUCAUCUCUAAUGAAGCUGGGGUGAACUUUGUGACUGCCACAGUUUUCCCUUCACGUGAGGUUCAAAAGAAUGACAUCAAGCUCUCUUGGGAUCUUGCCUGCACACUGGGAUACCCUGCAGUAGGUCGUUCUUUGCUAAUUAGCCCCCUAUAUACAUCCCAAGCCCCAAAGCGAGCUGAUUCUGGCGAGUUUUUGCGUGUGAUAAAAUGCAGCGAUCUUUAUCUCAGUCUAGUUCCAACGAAAGUUGUACUGUCCAGUCAUAAUAAGUCGGAAUCUGAUUGCCAUCCUGUAAGAAAUGUGAUGGUUAUGGAGUCACCUAAAAGGAUUCCUUCAACUCCUCCAUGCAGAAAUGAAUCCCAUGAUGGUGCAUCUAACAGUGGCUUUUCAUUGUGCUUGGAUCAAGCCACUGCAAAAUCAGCAUUAGCAGAUGAUAAAAUAAGUGACUUGCUGAAGACUUCUGCAUCACGGUGGCUUGAUGGUAGGCACUUGCUGAAAGGAAACUAUGUCCCUCUAUCAAUGUGCGGAAAACUAUCUAUGUUCGUAGUUCUGCGAGCAGAAACAGAUGGUUCUGCCCUGGAUGUAGUGCAUGAGAAAAAAAAUUCAAUGUCUAGUGCAGAUGUCUCUGGUAAAUUGGUUGAAACCCCUGCUUUGUUCCUUGUCGAGAGAACCACAAAAGUGCACCUUUCUGAUUUGUCAUCUUCAAAGGAGUUUGGGUCAGAUAAGCUAGGGUUCCCACCAGAAUAUUCCAUCUGUGCUGAUACAGCAAGUGAAGAUGCCAAUCAUGAUCAAAGGCUUGGUGGGUUAUCGGAAGUGUCAGCAAAAGUAAAAGAAAUGAUUUCGUUUUCGCUGGCAGAUCAAAUUGGUCUGCCAAGGAAUGGUUUGCAUGAUUUACCAAGGUAUAAAGGUCUUCUUCUUUAUGGCCCACCUGGAACAGGGAAAACCUCUCUUGCUUCUUCAUGCGCCUAUGAUCUGGGAGCCAAUCUUUUUACAAUCAAUGGACCAGAGAUCAUUAGUCAGUAUCACGGUGAAAGUGAACAAACAUUGUAUGAUGUUUUCACUUCAGCUAAGCAAGCUGCACCUGCUGUGAUAUUUAUUGAUGAAUUGGAUGCGAUUGCUCCAGCCAGGAAGGAUGGAGGCGAGGAGUUGUCUCUUAGAAUGGUGGCCACUCUGUUAAAACUGAUGGAUGAGAUUGGCCGUAAUGAUCGUGUUAUCUUGAUUGCUGCUACAAAUCGUCUUGAAAGUAUUGAUCGUGCAUUACUACGACCAGGAAGAUUCGAUCAAGAAAUUGAAAUAGGAGUACCAUCUCCAGGACAGAGGCUGGACAUACUUCACCACCUUCUAAGUGGAGUUCACCACUCCCUCACUAGUGAGGAAGUUGAGUCCCUUGCUUUUGCCACUCAUGGAUUCAUGGGUGCUGAUCUAGCUGCACUAUGCAACGAGGCUGCAUUGAGUGCUCUUCGCCGUUAUAUCAGUGUAAAGGAAAGUUCAACCCAACUACUUGGUGAUCGUGACACAAAUGCAGAAAAGACGAAUAUUCAAGAAAUUGAUGGUCUUUUGGGUUAUGAAAUAAGCUCAUUAUCAUCAUCUCUCUCAAAGUUAACCAUGUCAAUGGAGGAUCAUUGCUGGACCAGUAGAGGUGAUACCAUAGAAAGUAGCGAGCCGGAUGAUAAGAAAGAUGAGUUGCUAUUGUUGGUGACUAAAGAAGACUUUGAACAAGCUAAAAUGAAAAUUAGACCAAGUGCGAUGCGUGAGGUAAUGCUAGAGCUUCCAAAGGUACGAUGGGAAGAUGUUGGUGGUCAAGCCAGGAUCAAGAAGCAGUUAAUUGAAGCCAUCCAGUUGCCACAGAAAUGCCCAGACGCGUUUGAACGCUUAGGGAUCCGCCCUCCUAGAGGAUUGCUAAUGAUUGGACCACCAGGUUGCAGUAAGACAUUAAUGGCUCGCGCUGUAGCUUCUGAAGCAAAAAUGAAUUUCCUUGCAGUUAAGGGUCCUGAGCUUUUCAGCAAAUGGGUUGGUGACUCUGAAAAGGCAGUGAGAUCAUUAUUUGCGAAGGCGAAGGAUAAUGCGCCUGCAAUAUUAUUUUUUGAUGAAAUAGAUGGGCUUGCAGUAACUCGUGGCCAUGGAAGUAAUGGCAUAUCUGUUGCUGAUAGGGUACUCAGUCAGUUGCUACAGGAAAUGGAUGGUUUGGACCAGAAGAUUGGUGUCACUGUUAUUGCAGCUACGAAUCGUCCUGACAAAAUCGAUAUUGCACUUCUGAGACCAGGUCGUUUCGACAGACUGCUUGAUGUUCAACCACCAGAUGAAGCUGACCGUGAGGAUAUUUUCCGGAUUCAUACACGCAGCAUUCCUUGCAGUCACGAUGUCAAUCUAAACGAACUUGCUAGACUCACAGAAGGCUACACCGGCGCCGACAUAAAGCUCGUCUGCAGGGAAGCCGCUGUAGCUGCUCUUGAUGAGAACUUUGACAUCCCAGAAGUAGCAAUUACACACUUCAAGUCGGCAAUCGACCGAGUAAGUCCAUCAGAUAUGCAGUUCUACCAAGAACUUGCGGCGCGGUUCCGCCGUCUCGUUGAUGACACAGAUAACGCAACAACGCCGGGAAUACGUACCGAACCUCCCAUUUAGUAUCCUUCUAUAUGUACAAGUGUACAUAGAGGAGAGCAGUUCACUGUAAGCCAUUCCUUAUCUCCUCAUUACCUCAAUGACUCAUCAUUCGGUCCUAACAUGAAUUUGUGUUGACAGUUGCAGUAUGAUCCUCCAGCAUUUCCUGUAGCUGGAAUUCUUUUUGUUUCUGGUAGAGGCUAGUAGUGCAAGUCAAGAGUUGCAUCUUUUUCCUCGAUGUCCAAUGGUUCCAUCUAGUAAUAUUUUUAUAGUGGUGGCUCUUGAAAGAGAGAGGAUACUGAUUACUGAACACAGUUUUGCCUGUGCAAUUUUUUGCUAGUCAUGUACCCGUGGAGUGAGUGUAAAAUUUGUGCACAUUUUGACUGCCAGUAAUGGGAUUGAGGAAUCUUGCGCACGUGGAA